CGACAAGUUCAAUUGCCCGUGCUCCACCCGUCUCCAAAGUCGCCCCGGUCCUCUCUCGAGCCUUUGAUAUUUCGCUCUCCAUAUACAACUCCGUCACAAUGGCUUCAUCCGGUGUCAACGUCCUCCGCUUCUCAGCACUCGGCCUUGGUGUCGCAUACGGUUUCUACCACCAAUCCGCCAUCACUGCUGCCGACAAGCUCCGCGAGAACCAGAAGUUGUACGAGCACAAGCAGUCCCUCAUCAACCAGGCCCGUCAAGAGUACCAGAAGAAGACUGCUCCCCCGAGCAAGUCUGGUGUUGUUUCCGACCCCAGCGACCCCAAGUUCGACCUGGAAUCUUGGCUCAAGUCGGUCCAAUAGACAAUUCACCCUGCAUAUUCUCCCCUAUAGACCCGGCGAUACUUCCUUACCACGAGCACACGAGGAGGAUGCCUGUUUUUUAAUUCCGACAACAAAAAUGCGAUCUUCAAAAUAUCCUCGAGACUCGACAUGAUCACAUCCACGUGCCACCCGAACGACCAUCACACGAACGAUUUGAAAGACAGAAGAAACAGAAAGCUCUCAUCUUUACAGCCACCUCCGCCUCGUCCAUGCCGACUUUUCGCCCGCCUGUCUCAGAACUUCACUACAAGCGGUUUCUUCAUCUUGUUUCCGUACUCCCUGUUUCCUUCCUCCAAAGUGUAUCUACUCUGUAAAAAUAGGCCGCGCUUUUGCUCCAUGCGCCACUUUCUAGCGGGUAUAGACGAAAGUUUUUGUUUCUCCG
Messenger RNA from Aureobasidium pullulans EXF-150, 762 nucleotides. RefSeq lists its product as uncharacterized. Gene Ontology annotation, molecular function: proton transmembrane transporter activity. The transcript has 3 exons. Bases 99 to 359 code for a protein of 86 amino acids. Lineage: Eukaryota; Fungi; Ascomycota; Dothideomycetes; Dothideales; Saccotheciaceae. Gene Ontology annotation, biological process: proton motive force-driven ATP synthesis. The record is from RefSeq and is a predicted model, not a curated record.